Messenger RNA from Vitis riparia (riverbank grape), 1443 nucleotides. RefSeq names its product probable mannitol dehydrogenase. The record is from RefSeq and is a predicted model, not a curated record. Bases 74 to 1162 code for a protein of 362 amino acids. Gene Ontology annotation, biological process: lignin biosynthetic process. The transcript has 5 exons. Lineage: Eukaryota; Viridiplantae; Streptophyta; Magnoliopsida; Vitales; Vitaceae. Gene Ontology annotation, molecular function: cinnamyl-alcohol dehydrogenase activity; zinc ion binding.
ACCAUAAGCCUUCAGAGAAAGUUCGUACUCGCACUCAUCAUAAGUCAUAAGCCCAUCUGAGAGUCGCUGCAAAAUGGCAAAAUCCCCAGAAGAGGAACACCCGGUGAAAGCUUUUGGAUGGGCGGCUAGAGAUCACUCUGGGCAUCUGUCUCCCUUUAACUUCUCUAGAAGGGUAACAGGAGAGGAGGACGUGAGUUUUAAAGUGUUGUAUUGUGGUAUAUGUCACUCUGAUCUUCACAGCAUCAAGAAUGAAUGGGGCAACGCCGCCUACCCUAUGGUGCCUGGGCAUGAAAUUGUAGGAGUUGUAACAGAAGUUGGAAGCAAGGUAGAAAAAUUCAAAGUUGGAGAUAAAGUGGGUGUGGGAUGCCUGGUUGGGGCAUGCAACUCCUGUGAGAGCUGUUCUGACGACCUUGAGAAUUAUUGUUCCAAACUGAUACUUACUUACAACAUGCCAUACCAUGAUGGAACUAGAACUUAUGGAGGCUAUUCUGAUACGAUGGUGGCUUCUGAGCGUUAUGUAGUUCGAAUACCCGAUAACAUGCCCCUUGCUGCAGGAGCACCACUCCUCUGUGCCGGGAUCACAGUCUAUAGUCCCCUAAAAUAUUUUGGAUUCACCCAACCUGGUAUGCACAUAGGUAUAGUUGGCCUAGGUGGGCUUGGUCAUGUCGCCGUCAAAUUCGCCAAGGCCUUUGGAGUUAAAGUCACAUUAAUCAGUACCUCUCCUAGCAAGAAGAAAGAAGCUAUUGAACAUCUUGGAGCUGACUCAUUUUUGGUUAGUCGCGACCCAGAACAGCUGCAGGCUGCAAUGGGCACAAUGGAUGGCAUUCUUGACACGGUCUCAGCUACUCAUCCCCUCCUACCAUUGCUUGGUCUUUUAAAGAAUAAUGGAAAGCUUAUUAUGCUUGGAGUACCAGAGAAGCCACAUGAGCUGCCAGCAUUUUCUUUGAUUAUGGGAAGGAAGACUGUGGCUGGCAGUGCCAUUGGAGGAAUGAAGGAGACACAAGAGAUGCUUGAUUUUGCUGCAAAACACAACGUGUCUGCAGAUAUUGAGGUUGUUCCAAUGGAUUAUGUGAACACUGCAAUGGAGCGUCUUGCUAAAGGUGAUGUUAGAUAUCGAUUUGUCAUUGAUAUUGGGAACUCCUUGUCUGCCACCAAGCCUUAAGUCUAUUAAAGAUGAGUGUAAGGAGCUUGGAGAUUUAGGCGUUUGAGUGCAAACAGUCUGAUUUCAUAUAGAGUUAUGUAUUGAAUAAAUGACUCCUUGGUACCCUCAAUGGAUGGGCCAAAGCUCCUAUUUCUUUGUGCAUUGAAAGUUGUUUGGCGGCUUAUUUAGCAAUUUCCUCAAGAUUAAGGAGGAUGCAAAACCUAUAUGGAUUUACUACAAGUGUGAGAAUUGUAUUUUCCUUUUUCUUAUUGGCGGAAACUUUUACUUCAAGAUUAAUUUCA